AUGAAAAGAGUCAAAGAAAGCGGUGCGGAAUUCCGCAAAAAAAGGGCUAAGAAAGCAGCAGAUGCGAAAAAGUCUCAAGGUGCAUUACUGAAAUAUUUCAGUUUUAGUUCUGGUUCGAAAGCCACGUUAACGUCUUCGGUGGCAUCCUGCAGCAGCGGAAGUGAUUCCAGUGCACAAGAAGAAGACGUGCCUGGCGUCGCAGUUGGAAGUAGUUCUGGUCCCACCACAGAGCAGGGUCAAGACGAAGUCGACUCACCAGAUGUGCCUCAAGCAUCUAGUCAUAAGCCUGCAGAAAAAGUGAAUGUUGCCAAAGAAGACAUAAUUGAAAUCGUGCCUUCUGCUCCUGCCGAAGUCAAAGAUGUGAAUCUCGACGAUGUAGGUUGCUGGCCUUCUCCUAUGACCGACGAAAAGGAGUUGGAAGUUCGCCUGAACUGUAAAGCAACCAUCGAUCAGAAACAACAAGAAGUUUUCGAAAGUGAGGAGAAGAAAUGGAGGGAUGUACUGUACAGGUUGCUGAAUAUUAUCCAGUUCUUAGCCAAACAGAAUCUGGCCUUCAGAGGACAUCGAGAAGACAUUCGAGGAGAUGAUAGUGGCAAUCGCGGGAACUUUCUAGAGUUAGUGCACCUCCUAGCUAAAUACGAUCCUCUUCUAAUGGAACACCUGACAAAGAUAAAGCUGGGAGCAAGAGUGUCAGUUUCAUAUCUGUCUCCAGAAACCCAGAAUGAAUUUAUAAAUUUACUGGGACAGCAAGUUCGAUCCACCAUCAUCCGUCGUAUUCAAAAAGCUAAAUAUUAUUGCGUAAUCUUCGACAGUACACCAGACAUCUCCCACAAUGACCAAAUGAGCCAAGUUCUGCGAUACGUACAUAUCGAAGGAGAAAAAGUCGCUGUGGUAGAAUCUUUCAUUGACUUCUUCCAACCAAAAGGAAAAAAUGCAGAAGAUCUCAGCAACGAUAUAAUCGCGAAGAUAACAUCAGACGGACUGGACAUACAGAAUCUGAGAGGACAGGCUUAUGACAAUGCUGCCACAAUGUCAGGGAUCCACAAUGGAGUUCAAGCCCGGAUUAAAGCACUAAAUCCGAAAGCUCUAUUCGUUGCAUGCACAAACCACUCACUAAACUUGGCUGGGGUACACGCUGCUUCUGAAUCAGUGAAUUCGGUGACGUUUUUUGGAAUUCUAGAGAAGCUAUUUGCCUUCUUUUCUGCAUCAACUGUUAGAUGGAACGCUUUGGUUGCCGUCACAGGUCAAGCAGUGAAACGAGUCACUGAAACGCGUUGGAGCGCUAGACAUGUAGCUGUCAAGAUGCUUAAAAAUAAGUUUGAGGGAGUUCUUGAGGUACUGGAACAAUUAACAGAUUCAUCUCAAACUUUCGAAACAAGAUCGGGAGCCAGUCUUCUCCUGACAGCCAUGCAGUCAUUUAACUUCCUAACUUUUCUUGGCUUUUGGGCUGCAGUGCUACCUGAAGUAGAUGACGCACAGAUUUACCUGCAGCAACGAGGACUAAGUGUGGAUAAGUGUGCUCAGAAACUCUGCGCUUUGAAAACCCUCUUAGUGGAAAGUAGAGACCGUUUAGUGCAAGAAGCAAUUGACUUUGCUAAGACUCUUUGCGAAAAACUCGGAAUCGAACUCAAAACGAGAAGAAUUCGCAGGAAAAAACGCAUGCAUGGCGAUGAAUCUUCUGCAGAUGCAGCUUUGUCUCACGAGCAGGAAAUCCGUCGAGAGGUGUUCGCAUCAUUGGACAAGAUCAUUCAAGAAAUGACGACUCGAUUCCAGCAAAUUCAAGAAAUAUCGGACAAGUUCGGAUUUUUGAUGCCAGCAAAACUUUUGGACAGCAAGUUCGAGUGUGAUCUUUCCCAUGUAUUAGAAGACAUCGACAAGGACGAGUUUCAGAUGGAGCGGAAGCGUCUCCAGCAAUUUAUUGCCUGUUCUGAAUCAGAGGAAGAUAUAAGUGGUAAAGGACCACUGGAGCUAAUCCAGUUCAUUCAAAAACUGAAUCUCGGAAUUUCGGUUCCAAAUAUGGUCAUCUUGAUUCGUAUAUAUUUGACUUUGGCGAUUAGUGUGGCAAGCUGUGAGAGAAGUUUUUCGAAGUUGAAGCUAAUAAAAAAUUACCUCAGAUCUACUAUGAGCUCCGCUAGAUUAUCAAACUUGGCUAUAUUGUCGAUUGAACAAGAAUUGGCUGCUAAUAUUGAUUUUGACAAAGUUAUUUCUGACUUCGCUGCUAAGGCUCGUAGAAUCCGCUUGUAA
Molecule: messenger RNA, 2244 nt
Organism: Trichoplusia ni (cabbage looper)
Lineage: Eukaryota; Metazoa; Arthropoda; Insecta; Lepidoptera; Noctuidae
Product: zinc finger MYM-type protein 1-like
Exons: 3
Coding region: 1-2244 (747 amino acids)
Molecular function (GO): protein dimerization activity
Source: RefSeq, a predicted model, not a curated record